This is a messenger RNA of Cydia pomonella (codling moth), 12201 nucleotides long. It is a transcript of the gene Tnks, whose product is annotated as poly [ADP-ribose] polymerase tankyrase. The coding region runs from base 550 to 4068 and encodes 1172 amino acids. Gene Ontology annotation, molecular function: protein binding; NAD+ poly-ADP-ribosyltransferase activity. The transcript is spliced from 24 exons. The record is from RefSeq and is a predicted model, not a curated record. NCBI's taxonomy places the organism in Eukaryota, Metazoa, Arthropoda, Insecta, Lepidoptera, Tortricidae.
AACGCUUGUUGUUUUGUACUUGCUGUUAAUAUACAUACAAUUUUUUUAAGCAACGAAAUUUACUUCCUUCUAUUUAGUUAAUCAACAAAUAGGUAGCAAUCGUAAUUAAUACUUAAUUGGCAGAUUGUUCAAAGAUUGUUGCGUUUCUUCAAAUAAUAUGUAUGACUAGUUUAUGGCAACAUGAUACCACUGUUAAAAAUUCUUCAAAUAUCAAGGAAAAUUAAGCUACAUUUCAUCUACUGCUAUGGCAAGUCGUAUAUAUAAAUGAUUUCAAUUCUAAAAUUUAAGAUUACCUCCCAACGAGAUUCAUUAUUUGCAGUACUUUCACAUUUCUAUGAAAGUAUUUUUUUAUUCAAGGGCGAAAGUUGUCUUCAAGUUGGAGUAAUGUAGUGUACAACAGAGCAACACUGAAAAGUAGUUGUCAAAAAAAAAAAUAAGCAAAGAACUUGGCAGCUGUAGUGAAAUACGUGUUUUUAUUCGAUAAAUUAGCGAAAAUGGCAGUGUAAAACGACGGUAAAUGCAUUACUAAAUGUGCAACGUGUAAUCAUAAUGUCGAGCCGUCGUUCGAUACUCGGUUCGACACUGGACGCUCUACCCGCGCCCACGGAUCCACUUCGCGAAUUGUUUGAAGCUUGCAAAACUGGUGAUGCUGCGCGAGUAAAAAAGUUAAUUACUCCUCAAACGGUGAAUGCCAGGGACACAGCUGGUAGAAAAUCUACUCCGCUACACUUCGCUGCAGGUUAUGGUCGCCGAGAAGUGGUAGAGCUCCUAAUAGGUGCUGGAGCAGCACUCCAGGCCCGAGACGACGGCGGGCUCCAACCAUUACACAAUGCAUGCUCCUUCGGGCACGCUGACGUUGUCCGGGCGCUGCUGACUGCUGGCGCGGCACCGGCAGCCAGGGAUAAUUGGGGGUAUACUCCACUGCAUGAGGCUGCUGCGAAGGGGAAGGUUGAUGUCUGUAUUGCACUACUACAACAUGGUGCGGACCCGAACAUCAGAAACACGGAAGGAAAGACGCCCUUGGAUCUAGCAGACUCUGCCACUAGGCCUGUUCUUACUGGUGAGUACUGCGCAGCAGAGGUGCUAGAAGCCGCCCGCUCAGGUGCCGACGAGCGGCUGGCGGCGCUCCUGACGCCUCUGAACGUGAACGUGCACGCGGGCGACGGCCGCCGCUCUACGCCUCUACACUUGGCCGCCGGGUACAAUAGAGCACGGGCGGUACGGUUGCUAUUGCAGAGAGGGGCGGACACGCAUGCUAAAGACAAGGGGGGCUUGGUACCUCUUCACAACGCGUGCUCGUACGGGCACUAUGAGGUGACGGAGCUGCUGGUCCGAGCUGGUGCCGAUGUCAACGCCACAGACCUCUGGGCCUUCACGCCGCUGCAUGAGGCCGCUAGCAAGGCCCGGUUGGAGGUGUGCUCGCUCCUGCUCAGCGAAGGCGCGGACCCCACACUCCUGAACUGCCAUGGAAAGUCCGCUCUAGACGUAGCACCCACCAGAGAACUGCAGGAGAGGCUAGCAUUCGAAUACAGAGGGCACUGCUUGCUAGAGGCGUGUCGUUUGGCGGAGCCGGCCAGAGUAAAGAAGCAGCUAUCCUCACUCAACAAUCAAUCGCAGAUAAAUCCGGAGACUUCGUCGAGCCCGGCGCCCGCAGGCCCCGGCGCCGGCGCGGCGGAGGCGCUGGCCAACUUCCAGCACCUGGCCAGCGGCGAGCGCCCGCUGCACGCCGCCGCCGCCAGCGUCUACCCCAAACGGAAACAGGUGAUGGAGAUGUUAAUAAGAAAGGGCGCCCGAGUCAACGAGAAGAAUAAAGAAGGACAGACGCCGCUACACAUAGCCACAGAGCAUUCACACCUAGACGCCAUGGACCUUUUGUUACGGCACGGGGCCAAGGUGAACGCGACGGACGGGCGCGGGCUGAGCGCGCUGUCGGUGGCGGCGCGCGCGGACGCGGCGGCGGCGUGCCGCCUGCUGCUGGCGUGCGGCGCGCACGCGCAGGAGCCCAGCUACCCGGCGCCCAUGGACGCAUGCGCAAACGCGGCGGCCCUACGUCUGCUAGAAGCGGCUCGGACAGGCGACGUGGAAGCGGCGCGAGCGGCUCUAGACGCGCGACCCCGGCUCGUCAACUGCAGAGACGUCGACGGCCGCCACUCCACCCCGCUACACUUCGCGGCCGGAUACAACAGGUUACCACUUGCUCAACUACUAUUACAGAGAGGCGCCGAUGUCCAUGCGAAGGACAAAGGCGGCCUCGUUCCCCUCCACAACGCGUGUUCAUACGGGCACUACGAAGUGACCGAGUUAUUGGUGUCGUGCGGCGCCGGAGUCAAUGCGGCGGAUCUGUGGCGGUUCACGCCGCUGCAUGAAGCCGCGGCCAAAGGCAAGGCGGACAUCGUGCGGCUGCUGCUCAAGCACGGCGCCGAUCCGACCCGACGGAAUCGAGACGGACUGACGCCCUUGCAGCUAGUGAGAAGUGGCGACUCCGACACGGCCGACGCGCUGCGCGGCGACGCGGCGCUGCUCGACGCGGCCAAGCGCGGCGAGCUGGCGCGAGCUAGGAAAUUAAUAACGCCACAGAACGUGAAUUGCAGAGACGCUCACGGAAGGAAUUCCACACCGCUACACCUUGCCGCUGGCUACAACAAUCUAGAAGUCGCCGAGGCACUCCUAGAGGCCGGCGCGGCUGUGUCAGCGCGCGAUAAGGGAGGCCUAGUGCCACUCCACAAUGCGGCCUCCUACGGGCAUUUGGAGUUGGCUGCGCUGUUACUGCGGGCCGGCACGCCGCCGAACGCCGCCGAUAGAUGGGGCUUUACUCCAUUACACGAAGCAGCGCAUAAGGCGCGCACGCAGCUAUGUGCGUUAUUGCUGGCCCACGGCGCCGACCCGUACCUCAAGAACCAAGAAGGGCAGACGGCGCUGGAGCUGGCGGGCGCCGAGGACGUGCGCUCGCUGCUGCAGGACGCCAUGACGUCGGCCACGCGCGCGCCGCCCGCCGCGCCGCCCGCCGCGCCGCUGCCGCCGCCGCAGCUGCCCGUGCUGCUGCCCAGCGGCGACACCGUGCCGCUGCCUCUGCCCGUGCGUACACCUUACAUACUGCAGGACCAGCUGCCCGUGCUGCUGCCCAGCGGCGACACCGUGCCGCUGCCUCUGCCCGUGGUACCAAGCAACUAUUGGGCGGAGGGCUCCCGAGGCAGUUUAGAAGACGCGGCGGGCCGACCUGCCUCGGCUCUUUCCACGUCGGAGUCUUUACAAACGUUCCUCUCGAGUAUCGGCCUGGAGCAGCUAGCACCAGUAUUAGAACGCGAGCAAAUCACAAUAGAUAUAUUAUCAGAAAUGUGUCAUGAAGAUCUCAGAGCUGUGGGCGUAGCGGCCUACGGGCAUCGACAUCGGCUGCUAAAAGCGGCGCGGCAGUCUGCGCAGGCGGCGUCAGAAUGGUAUGGCGGCACAACCCUAGUCGACGUGACACCGACAUCAAGUGACGAGUGCGGCGAGAGCGAGUACGCGAUAGUCGAAAGGGAGAUGCAAGCUUCCGUACGGGAGCAUCGAGAUCAAGCGGGCGGGAAUUAUACACAUUAUAAUGUAGUCAGGAUACAAAAAAUAGUAAACGGGCGUUUAUGGGAGCGCUACCAGCACCGGCGGCGGGAGGUGUCCGCGGAGGCAGGUGGCGCUAACGAGCGCAUGCUGUUCCACGGCUCGCCCUUCAUCAACGCCAUCGUACAGAAGGGCUUCGACGAGAGACACGCCUACAUCGGUGGCAUGUUCGGCGCGGGCAUAUACUUCGCGGAGCAUUCUUCCAAAAGCAACCAGUACGUGUACGGUUUCGGCGGCGGCUCCGGCUGCCCCGCGCACAAGGAUCGCAGCUGUUACCUGUGUCACAGACAGCUCCUCUUGUGCCGCGUGACACUGGGGCGCGCGUUCCAGCUGUCGGCGGCGCUGAAGAUGGCGCACGCGCCGCCCGGCCACCACGCCGUGUCGGGCCGCCCCACGCAGGGCGGGCUCUGCUACCCCGAGCACGUCGUGUACCGGGGGGAACAGGUACGUACACGUUCCAGCUGUCGGCGGCGCUGAAGAUGGCGCACGCGCCGCCCGGCCACCACGCCGUGUCGGGCCGCCCCACGCAGGGCGGGCUCUGCUACCCCGAGCACGUCGUGUACCGGGGGGAACAGGUACGUACACGUUCCAGCUGUCGGCGGCGCUGAAGAUGGCGCACGCGCCGCCCGGCCACCACGCCGUGUCGGGCCGCCCCACGCAGGGCGGGCUCUGCUACCCCGAGCACGUCGUGUACCGGGGGGAACAGGUACGUACACGUUCCAGCUGUCGGCGGCGCUGAAGAUGGCGCACGCGCCGCCCGGCCACCACGCCGUGUCGGGCCGCCCCACGCAGGGCGGGCUCUGCUACCCCGAGCACGUCGUGUACCGGGGGGAACAGGUACGUACACGUUCCAGCUGUCGGCGGCGCUGAAGAUGGCGCACGCGCCGCCCGGCCACCACGCCGUGUCGGGCCGCCCCACGCAGGGCGGGCUCUGCUACCCCGAGCACGUCGUGUACCGGGGGGAACAGGUACGUACACGUUCCAGCUGUCGGCGGCGCUGAAGAUGGCGCACGCGCCGCCCGGCCACCACGCCGUGUCGGGCCGCCCCACGCAGGGCGGGCUCUGCUACCCCGAGCACGUCGUGUACCGGGGGGAACAGGUACGUACACGUUCCAGCUGUCGGCGGCGCUGAAGAUGGCGCACGCGCCGCCCGGCCACCACGCCGUGUCGGGCCGCCCCACGCAGGGCGGGCUCUGCUACCCCGAGCACGUCGUGUACCGGGGGGAACAGGUACGUACACGUUCCAGCUGUCGGCGGCGCUGAAGAUGGCGCACGCGCCGCCCGGCCACCACGCCGUGUCGGGCCGCCCCACGCAGGGCGGGCUCUGCUACCCCGAGCACGUCGUGUACCGGGGGGAACAGGUACGUACACGUUCCAGCUGUCGGCGGCGCUGAAGAUGGCGCACGCGCCGCCCGGCCACCACGCCGUGUCGGGCCGCCCCACGCAGGGCGGGCUCUGCUACCCCGAGCACGUCGUGUACCGGGGGGAACAGGUACGUACACGUUCCAGCUGUCGGCGGCGCUGAAGAUGGCGCACGCGCCGCCCGGCCACCACGCCGUGUCGGGCCGCCCCACGCAGGGCGGGCUCUGCUACCCCGAGCACGUCGUGUACCGGGGGGAACAGGUACGUACACGUUCCAGCUGUCGGCGGCGCUGAAGAUGGCGCACGCGCCGCCCGGCCACCACGCCGUGUCGGGCCGCCCCACGCAGGGCGGGCUCUGCUACCCCGAGCACGUCGUGUACCGGGGGGAACAGGUACGUACACGUUCCAGCUGUCGGCGGCGCUGAAGAUGGCGCACGCGCCGCCCGGCCACCACGCCGUGUCGGGCCGCCCCACGCAGGGCGGGCUCUGCUACCCCGAGCACGUCGUGUACCGGGGGGAACAGGUACGUACACGUUCCAGCUGUCGGCGGCGCUGAAGAUGGCGCACGCGCCGCCCGGCCACCACGCCGUGUCGGGCCGCCCCACGCAGGGCGGGCUCUGCUACCCCGAGCACGUCGUGUACCGGGGGGAACAGGUACGUACACGUUCCAGCUGUCGGCGGCGCUGAAGAUGGCGCACGCGCCGCCCGGCCACCACGCCGUGUCGGGCCGCCCCACGCAGGGCGGGCUCUGCUACCCCGAGCACGUCGUGUACCGGGGGGAACAGGUACGUACACGUUCCAGCUGUCGGCGGCGCUGAAGAUGGCGCACGCGCCGCCCGGCCACCACGCCGUGUCGGGCCGCCCCACGCAGGGCGGGCUCUGCUACCCCGAGCACGUCGUGUACCGGGGGGAACAGGUACGUACACGUUCCAGCUGUCGGCGGCGCUGAAGAUGGCGCACGCGCCGCCCGGCCACCACGCCGUGUCGGGCCGCCCCACGCAGGGCGGGCUCUGCUACCCCGAGCACGUCGUGUACCGGGGGGAACAGGUACGUACACGUUCCAGCUGUCGGCGGCGCUGAAGAUGGCGCACGCGCCGCCCGGCCACCACGCCGUGUCGGGCCGCCCCACGCAGGGCGGGCUCUGCUACCCCGAGCACGUCGUGUACCGGGGGGAACAGGUACGUACACGUUCCAGCUGUCGGCGGCGCUGAAGAUGGCGCACGCGCCGCCCGGCCACCACGCCGUGUCGGGCCGCCCCACGCAGGGCGGGCUCUGCUACCCCGAGCACGUCGUGUACCGGGGGGAACAGGUACGUACACGUUCCAGCUGUCGGCGGCGCUGAAGAUGGCGCACGCGCCGCCCGGCCACCACGCCGUGUCGGGCCGCCCCACGCAGGGCGGGCUCUGCUACCCCGAGCACGUCGUGUACCGGGGGGAACAGGUACGUACACGUUCCAGCUGUCGGCGGCGCUGAAGAUGGCGCACGCGCCGCCCGGCCACCACGCCGUGUCGGGCCGCCCCACGCAGGGCGGGCUCUGCUACCCCGAGCACGUCGUGUACCGGGGGGAACAGGUACGUACACGUUCCAGCUGUCGGCGGCGCUGAAGAUGGCGCACGCGCCGCCCGGCCACCACGCCGUGUCGGGCCGCCCCACGCAGGGCGGGCUCUGCUACCCCGAGCACGUCGUGUACCGGGGGGAACAGGUACGUACACGUUCCAGCUGUCGGCGGCGCUGAAGAUGGCGCACGCGCCGCCCGGCCACCACGCCGUGUCGGGCCGCCCCACGCAGGGCGGGCUCUGCUACCCCGAGCACGUCGUGUACCGGGGGGAACAGGUACGUACACGUUCCAGCUGUCGGCGGCGCUGAAGAUGGCGCACGCGCCGCCCGGCCACCACGCCGUGUCGGGCCGCCCCACGCAGGGCGGGCUCUGCUACCCCGAGCACGUCGUGUACCGGGGGGAACAGGCUUACCCGGAAUACCUAAUAACGUAUCAAAUAGUCGGCAGCGAGGGCAACACGGGCGCAGUAUAAAUACCAAGUAUUUUUACCUGGUACCAAGUACCUAGUGCGUCCCAGUACAGUGAGCUGUGAAAUAGCAUCGAGAAAUCAUGAAUUAAUUCAUUGAUAAACUCACUAUGCACUUUUAUGGCUGAUGGUACAGUCAAGGUAUUAAAUAUCGACACGGAUAAAGUGCCAUAAAUAUGUACACACUACUUUAAUGUAUGGGCAAUAAGGUCGUGUAUAUAUAUUUUUGGCACUGUCCGUGUAAAUAUUUAAUACAUUGACUGUACCUAAAUGAAAAUAUUUUUGAAUAUUGUUUAGUUGUAGACUAGAAACUAAUGUGUCGUUUUCAAACAAAAGGUACCAGUUUUUUAGGUUGUCAAUAUGCAAUAAAUAAUCAUCAUUAUUGACAACUGUGAUGCCUUUUUGCCAAAAAUACUUCACGAAUUAUUGUCUGCAUGCGUUCUGGUUCAACUGUUGCACAGUCGCGUCUGAAAAUAUCGAUACGGACAAUGCGGCAAAAAUAUGUAUACGCUACCUUAAUAUAUGGGCAAUAAGGUCGUGUGUACAUAUUUUUGGCGCUUUGUACGUAUGUAUAUUUUUAGACACGACUGGACUAACGAUUUAGAACUAUGUAGUGCCCACGCUAGCGUAGUGCGGGUUAGAUAAAAAGGGUCACUCUAACCUAACUUUGUACAAGUGAGGGAGGGUCAUUACGAACAUCAAGGUUAUAGUUUUUCAGUUUUUUUUUUAAUUUGUAAUACAAAAAAAAAAGUGAAACAUAGAAUAUAUAGCGAUCGACAUCAAAAUCAAAGUGAUUUGUUAAGAUUUUGUUAGUGUAAACCGUUUUCUCUCGAAAUGGAAAUUUCAUAGAAAAAGUACCGCUAUUUCGUUGGAAUCGCAAAGCAAUCUUCCCUCUUAAUUGGAGUAAAAGAAAAAGAUGCCCGCAAAUUGUUAACUUUGGUGUUCGCGGUAGGCCUUCUGCUCACCGCGGCAACGCGCUGGUGUGAAUCGCCUAAUAAAAAACUUACCCAGAAAACUGUUCGUUAACCAGAUGGCGUUAUACCUCUGUACUAGCUUAUUUAGUUCUCAAUUCAACUAAAUAUACUUCGGACAUAAUAUAGUGAAACUGUUAAAAAGGGAACGACUUUUCAUUUACUAGUGCUUUACUCAUUUUGUAGGGGGCCUAUGGGGGGUAUGGAGCUUCGAGCAACACCGUCUUCCGACACGUCGGAAGGGAGGAGCCCAAGCGAUAUCUUACCGAACAAAUCUAUCUGUAAUGACGACACAAAUACAUAGAAAAUGACACACGUAAAAGACAAAUCUUGCACACCUCGAUCUCUUUUUGUGUACGGACGAGUCACAACAUGCACCGCCAUAGGUACAGUUGUACCUAUGCUUCGGCAGAGGGGAAAUAGUACGAAUGCUGUCUCCCUUCCGUGUUGCUCGAAGGUAUGGAGGGUAGAGGUAAGGAGAACAAUCUCUUAUGGAAGAACUGUUAUUAGUGUCCAGCUGGCAGCUGUAAAUAAUAGUUCUAAAUUUCUCCGGUGGCGCUAGGGUAGCACAAGGACAUAACAUGAACUUGACGUUAUUGACGGAGUGAAGUGCGCUGUCAGCGAGUUGAUUUUUUUAUCUAAGUCAAAAAUUUGUUCGCGAUAUAUCGUGGCGCCACCUAUUUAAGGUUUUUUGAUUUUUGACACUUUUCAUACACAUAGAUUGUACUCCUUACUUCUACCCUCCAUAAUUAAUAGUCCACGAACUGUCAAGUCGUAUGGGUUACCAUGGUAACGCACUAAUAAUAUUAGACUAAUACCCUUUGAGAAACGGGCCCUGGAGUUCCGAAACUGGAUUUUCCACUAUAAAAGGUUGUGUAUAUUGUUAUUAGUUGUAUAUAUUGAAUCGAGGAAAUCAGACACACACUUUAAUCGGGAUAAAUUACAAGUAGCAAGUAAUUACAAUUUCUGCAUUAAAAGAAACGCAAAUAGGUUAUUUUACUAACAAAAUAAGUCUAAGGUCAAUAUGGGUAAGACCGACAUAUAAAAUGUAUUGCUGGGAAGUCCGUCUUCGCUCAGACACGUACAUCAUACAUACAGCCGGAUCCCUUUGUUUGACAUAAUGUAAUGAUUAUCAGAUUAUCAUAGUCAUAAUUCUGAAACCGUUAAUUUUUCAUGAUUUUCGUUAGGUUAUCCUAUAGAUAGGAUAGGUUAGGUUUGUUUUAUGGCAAUCCUGAAAAGUUACGCGUUUCUGAGAAAAACAAAUUAUUACUAACGAAAAUGCGGACAAAAUAUACAUUAGGACUUAAAACUUUAUGGAAAACAAUAGAGACCCUAAAGUCACGUUUGAAAAUAUCGGUACUGAAAAGUGUCUAAAAUAUGUAUACGCGACCUUAUUGCCCAGAUAUUAAGGUAGUGUAUACAUAUUUUUGGCGCAUUGUCGGUAUCGAUAUUUUCAGACGUGAUCAUACAUCGCUCAGACACGCCCAUUUCCCGGAGGGGAAGGCAGAGACCACGGAUUUCCACUUGCUACGAUCCUGACAUACCUCUUUCGCUUCACUUCCAAACAUUCCUCAUACACGCUCGCCGGUUUAGGGUGCUCUUGACCUGGCCUUUCUUCAGGACUUUCCCGAUUUGAUCAGAGAGAGUUUGAAGAUGAUUUUAUACCCCAUUUCAUUUACCAUGGCGGGAUUUCACUUGAGACGGUCAUUGAGGCGUAAACAAUACAAAAGAUACCGAGAGAGAGAGAGAUCGUAUCUUACAUGUAAUUGUCACUGACAAACAACUGUAUAAAACAUACUUUUUCAAGUUUAUUUGCUUAGCCUUUUUUUAAUAGACCAAAACGUCUUUAAACCUAUUAAAUGUAUCAAUUUUAUUUUUCAAAACGAAAUAUCACGUUUUACCUCUUUGUUUUUAACUCAUUGAUUUAUCCAUUAUAAAAUAAAAGCUUAAUCUAAUUCUAAUAGUAACACAAAAUCUACUCACACACAGGGCCGGAUUUAAGGGAGGGCAACCGGGGCCACUGCCCCGGGGCCUCCACAAAAGAGGGGCCCCCACUAUAGAAAAUUCGGAAAAUUUACCAUUUUAUUUGGAAAAAAAUUGGGGCCAUGGGGCCUCCACUCCUUUAUUGCCCGAGGCCUCCAGACAUCUAAAUCCGGCAUUGCUCACACAUAUUUUUUAAUGAAAAUUGAGAACUGAAAUUGUGAAAAGUGUGAUGCUAGGACAUUUAGUACUAAUACUACGAUUCCAUAUGAAAUUUAAAAUAAUGUACACGUAAAAACCAUGUCAGACAUGAUAAAACCAAUGAAAAUUCGUAGAUAUACAAUGUUGAAAUUAAAUGGCAAAAUAACGUUGCCCAUGGACACGACGGGUCUCUAUUGAUUCCCAUAAAGUUUUUAGUCAUAAUGUAUUGUUUGUCCGCAUUUUCGUUAGCCAUAAUUUGUUUUUUCUCAGAAACGCAUAACUUUUCUGAAUUGCCAUAAACCAAACUUAACCUAACCUAUCUAUAGGAUAACCUUACGAAAAUCCUGAGAAGUUAACGGUUUCAGAGUUAUGACUAAUGAUAAUCUGACUAUCAUUACAUUGACUUUCAAUAAUUAUGUCAAACGAAGGGAUCCGGGACACGCCACAUGUAACACCAGACGGCUUGCAAUUGCGUUGCCAAUCUUUAAUAUGGGUCCGUAAAUACCGCAGGCGACAGUUCAUUCCACAGCUUAGCUGUGAGAGGCAGGAGUCCUCAACUGUAACCUACCAACCUACGUGGUAAACUGAUGGAAAUUUUGCGUAGAGCGAUGGCGAAAAGAAGCGUUGACGUUAUCUUAAUAUUCGUAUGGAAUAGAAUACAUAAUUAGUGCUCUUAAAAUGGCUUUGAGCUAACCUCCAAAAUUUGUCUUAGACACACUUUAAUAAUCAAUAAUUAUUUGAUGGUGGUUAUAUCACGCGUGGUCAGUCCUGUGCACACUGAAUGCAUGUGCGUAAACGUACUCGUUCCCCUUCGUUGUAAUGUAUAGGAUCUUGUGAAAGAUGGCACACCGCUAGCGUGCACGGCUCCACCAUUUUAGUGCACGUUUACGCACACGCAGCCGCUGUGCUCUGCGUUUAAUUAUAUCGAGUUAGCUCUAAGCCGAUCGCGGUAACAUUCGAAAACGUGAACAUUUACAAUGCAUUUGUAAAACGAACUUGUCUCGAACUUUGUUGAGAAGAAAAAUCUUGUAACCGUACUUCGAGUUAGCAUUUGACAUUUUCUGCGUGAACUCGAUCGCAUUUCCUCUAUCGCACCAAUACGUCAAUCGGUACGAGCGAGAUGGACUGCGAUCGAAUUUAUGCAGUCGACAGCGUAAACUUCAAGUGUCAAGUCAUGGUACGGCUACAGGAAAAACUAUCUAUAUAAAAUAAGUCAUCAAAAAAUAAUGUAGUAUUCAAAUUUUUCAUAGUGUGGAAGGAAUAUUUUAUUGCAUAAUAUGUUGCAUCAUUGUUUUCAUUGUUGUAAUUGAAAUUGUUAGAUCGGAUUUUCUUCGAAACGCAAAGUUAUUUACUAUAUGCAAUUAAUCGCAUUUCCCCAGUCUAAAAACAGGACUAUAUACUGUAGUGCCACUAGAAAGUAGAAACUAGCUGAAAAUAUACAUACAUCUCUUUGAUUUAGCUAAGCGUAAAACAGAGACAGAUAUCUUCAGCUUUUAGCACGAUUGGUUGGCCAGACAAUAUAUUAUAUGGUAAUGGGACUGACUAAUAUGGGGUUCAAAACUUUAAAUUGCUCACUACAGAGAGAGUUUUUCAAACCUGUAGUAAGUAGUUGUAUCUAUUCUUGUUAUUCGUUAAAUUCGCAAAAAAUAUACAGCAGCAGUAAUUAAUGAUACAAAAUAUUAAAGUAUUUUUAGUUUUUUUUAAACUCCAAACUAACCUGGAACUCGAAUACAUGGAAGUGGCGACAGAUCCAUAUGAGAGACGGCACACCGCAUGCGUGACGUGUGCUUGCACGGCUCAAACAUUUUAGUGCACGCGCGCGUGCAUGUUUACGCACAUGCAGCCGGUAUGGUCUGGCCUUAAUUAUUGCAGCGCUAUCUGCGUUAGGCUUUGUGAGUUACAUCCUUGUUUAAUUUUUUUCAUUUUGAAGGUUAUAUUUUGGUUAUCUGCGAGAAAUUGCAUAGAGUAAAGUAUUGUUUUGGUAAUUUAUCGAUAUGGUGUAUAUACGCGUUCAUAGUGUAGCCGUUUAGGAGGUAAGGGAUGGAGAAAUAAAUUUUGAAUUUUUAUUUUAA